Molecule: messenger RNA, 846 nt
Organism: Darwinula stevensoni
Lineage: Eukaryota; Metazoa; Arthropoda; Ostracoda; Podocopida; Darwinulidae
Source: the annotation of a GenBank genome assembly
AUGAAGACCUUUCUGCUUCCUGGUCUCUUCCUCUGGGUCCUGUUCUACGCCCUCUCUGCGUUUCCAUCGCCUCGGAGAUUCGGGGAAAAUAAAUGCAGCAACAUCUGCCCGACGAUCUUCGACGAAGUGUGCGCGUCCAAUGGGAGGACGUAUCCGAACGAAUGCGAAAUGCGGACUGUGGCCUGCGAAACCGGCCAGAGGCUGAUCAUCCGGAAUCGCGGACCUUGCAUCGGGGGCAACGCUUCGUGCGAUGGGAUCUGUACCUUGGAAGACGCUCCAGUCUGCGGGUCGGACGACGAAACGUACCCGAACCCGUGUGCCUUCCAAGUGGCUCGAUGUAAGAACCCCGAUCUUCGACUCCUUCAUCACGUAGAGGACUCUGACAAUAAAGAUAUCAUCGUGUCUCUGAAGCACCUCGGUCGCUCGAUUCGCGUCGAUCGAAGAUCGGAAGACGAAGCGGAUGGGAUCACAAGACAGUGCUCGCUUUCGCAUCUGCGCGUCUGCGAGAACGAAUUUCGCUGGUGUCUCCAGUCCGGAGGGAACGGAGGCGAAGCUCUUGCGACGUCGGAGGAUGCAGCUCGGAGCGUAAUCCAUUUCGGCACCCCGGUCGGCAGAGCUCGUUCGUUGCGUGCCGAUACGGCGCGAUACGAAACAACUGAUUUCCGUCACUCAUACGGCCGACCCCACGUGCCGUGGAUGACGGGUAGGGAAUAUCGGGCCGUCCGGCUGACAGCGGCGCAUGCUCAUCGAAACCUCUUCCUGCAUCCCAUGAUGCCCCUCGCGGAGUGUUCACGCGACUUGCAGGUUGGCUACAAACUUACUGAUUUCGCCUUCCUCAAAACUUAA